GCGAGUAGACACAAGAUUUUGGCCUGAAGUGGUUUGUGCAGCAGCGUACCUCAAAAACAGAACUUUAGCUAACACCAUUGAAAAGAAAACUCCUUAUGAGAUAUUACUGGGGAAAAGACCUAAUGUUAAUCAUUUGAAGUUGUAUGGGAGUAGAGUUUUUGUAAGAGUACCUGAGCAACUGAGGAAGUCGAAAUGGGAUAGGAAAGCCGAUUUGGGGGUUUUAAUGGGUUAUUGUGAAGUAGGCUACAGAGUGCUAAUAAAUAAUAAGAUAGUUGUUGCUCGACAUGUGGACAUUGUUGAAAGUGGUGUUCAAUGUAUUGGAUUUAAAGAUUAUGAUUCAGUAAGUGAAUAUUCUAGUGAUUCUGAACACGAAAGUAUAGAAAAUGAAACUGAACUAAUAGAAAAACAGAAGGAAAUUGAGAAAAAUGAAAAGCUUUCUCAUAAUCAUGAACCAGAGAAAGUACUUGAGUUGAGGAGAUCAUCUAGAGAAAGAAAACCAAAAAUAUUAAAUGAUUAUGUUUACAGCAAUUUUAUUUAUGUAAACUUUUGCAGUGCAAAUAGUCCGGAAAGCUUUGAGGAGGCGAUUAACAGCGCCGAAUCAAAUUAUUGGGAAAAAGCGAUGAGUAAGGAAAUUGAUUGUUUGAACAAAAACAAAACAUGGGAAUUAGUAGAUAAACAAGUUGAUUAUUUGGUAAUGUUGUAUUUUGGAAGUCAAGAAAACAAGCGAGUGUUACAAAGGCUUCAACUUUCGCAGAAUAUGUAGCAUUGUCUGAAGCUGUAAGCGAG
Messenger RNA from Schistocerca piceifrons (Central American locust), 786 nucleotides. RefSeq lists its product as uncharacterized. The transcript has 2 exons. NCBI's taxonomy places the organism in Eukaryota, Metazoa, Arthropoda, Insecta, Orthoptera, Acrididae. The record is from RefSeq and is a predicted model, not a curated record. The coding region runs from base 224 to 763 and encodes 179 amino acids.